AUGGCUGCUCGAGGCAAGGGGCAAUCGUUGAAGGCGCCAGCCAAGUCUCAAACUUCUUCCCUCCCUCCUGUUGCUCCUCAAGUCCCUGCCGACCUCGGCCUAAAAGCUAAUCUCGACUUAAAGAAGAAAAGGCCAAUUGAGUCCCUUGAGGAAGGCGAGGUAGGUCCUCGGCAGGGAGGCAAACAACAAAAAAAUACUCGGGAGCAUAAGGACAGAAGGGCUCCAUCUGUGGAGAGCCGAGAGGAAAUGGAGCGAGCUGAGGUGCGCACGACUCCGCGCACUUGGAGCCCUCGACUCGAAGUGGACGGAGCAUCCAUUCUUUACAAUGCCUCCGUCCGAGAAUAUAAUCGGGGUCGAGCAGGCUACAUUGCGGAAGCCUUGGAGCAGCCCGUUCUCCUUCCGAGGGAUAUGGAGGCUUACAGUCGAUUUUCACAGCCUGAACUUUUCUUAUCCUUGAAGAGAGAUCUUGCGAUGAUCACUCAACAAGUAUUUGUGGCCGAGGAGUGGUGCCGCGACAACCGUAAAUUAGAUGAAGCUGAAGCCCUCUCUGAGAAGCUCAAGGACACCGAGUCAAGCCGUAAGAGUGCUGAGGCUGGCUUGAAGACUGCUGAAAGGCAAGCCGAAGAUCAGCGCCAAAAAUUGUACGUGACUGAGACCAACCUUGCUACUGAAAAGCAAGCCGUAUUGGAUCUCAAGGCCGCGUUGCAAAAAGCUCAAGAAGAGGCCCGACUUGCUAAGGAAGCAGCUCAGUUAGCCAAGGAAGCAGCUGAGGCCGAGAAAAAGGCUGCUUAUCAGCUAGGGGCGGAGGAGACUGAGGCAAGACUCUCCGAGGAGCUGCCGGAGGUCACCGCCCAGGCUACGGAUGUGGAGAAAGAGAAGGGUAAAGGCAAGGGUAAGGGAAAGAAAACCUCCUCCAAGGCCAAGGAUUUUGCUAAGGACGCAAUCAGUGAAGCUGAGGAUCCUGGAGCAGGUCCCCAAGUCAAGGACAUCCCUCCUCCUCAGCCAGUGCAGGAAAAAGAUCCUCCUGCUAAGGCUUAG
Molecule: messenger RNA, 1038 nt
Organism: Quercus robur (English oak)
Lineage: Eukaryota; Viridiplantae; Streptophyta; Magnoliopsida; Fagales; Fagaceae
Exons: 3
Coding region: 1-1038 (345 amino acids)
Source: RefSeq, a predicted model, not a curated record